This is a messenger RNA of Lolium rigidum, 1192 nucleotides long. RefSeq names its product putative pre-16S rRNA nuclease. The coding region runs from base 105 to 629 and encodes 174 amino acids. The record is from RefSeq and is a predicted model, not a curated record. Gene Ontology annotation, biological process: rRNA 5'-end processing. NCBI's taxonomy places the organism in Eukaryota, Viridiplantae, Streptophyta, Magnoliopsida, Poales, Poaceae. The transcript has 8 exons.
CCCCCGGCUCGGCCCUCCCUCGGAUAAAUCGGCUCGCCGCCGCAGGACGCAGGUCCAGCUCCAGCAAGGCAACCGACAGCAGUUGAAAGCAGAGGAGGCAUACAAUGAGGCUGCUGAAAGCGGAGGAGUUGUUCCGGAAAGUACUUGAGGGUGGGUCAAAGAAGCAGGGCCGGCUGCUUGGGCUCGAUGUUGGCAGUAAGUAUGUGGGGCUAGCCGUUUCUGAUCCCCAAAACAAGAUUGCCUUGCCUCUAAGUGUCUUGGGUAGGACAAAGACAAACAUCGACUUGAUGGCAGACGAUUUCAAAACACUGGUUAAGAAGUACUCCCUCAAAGGGCUUAUUGUGGGUUAUCCAUUCAACUUACAGGGGCAAUCUUCUCCAGAUGCAAUACAAGUAAGCCUUCUUGUUGGAGAACUUUCUAAAACUGGGAAACUUGAUGAUUUGGGCUACACAUAUUGGGAUGAAAAUUUUACCUCAAAGUGUGUGGAAGCCCUUCUAAAUCCUCUGAAACUAAAUACUCCGGUAGAGACCAAAACCAUGACAGAUAAGUUUGCUGCAGUUUGCAUACUCCAGGGCUAUCUAGAUAACAUGAACAGAGCUAUGAGAUCCACAGACGAUUGUAAAGAGUAAGGUGACACCUGAGCUCCAUGUACCUAAACCAAGAAAUAUCAUUUGGUCAACUUGUGCCUAGCGGUCAGGUCUCCCUUUAAAGCAUGGAUGUGAAACCAGUUCAAAUCAUGUCGGUACAUUGAUAUGCAGUUCUUCGGGGCGUGAAGGAAACUCUGAGCUGGUGCGUUGUUAGGCUUGUACAGCUGACAUAUUUCUACUGACAGUUCAUCGUCUGGCAAAAGAAGCUUUCCUGCUUAGCCGCUGAAGGCAAAUUUAUUAGUAGAUGAUACUAAACUAUUUGAGACUGUUCUUGCUUACUUUCUUUCUUUCAACCUCUGUUUGCUUAUUUUAGUUUUGGCAUUAGCAUAAUUGUGAUAACGCCUGCAUGCCAUAAAGCUACACGAGAGGUGCGAGACGCAUUGCCUAGACUAAUCUCGUCCUUUCCAUAAAUUAAGCAUGCAAAUGCAUUGUUAGCAGCCUGGGUAAUUAACCCCCUUCCUGCAACUUUCGGUUUGUUUGUCGAACCAAGAAUGAUCAGGUGAGCUGUUGGGCGAUGAUGUUUCCCUUUCUCCAAAAGGGCCAAA